This is a messenger RNA of Ylistrum balloti, 3039 nucleotides long. RefSeq names its product muscle, skeletal receptor tyrosine protein kinase-like. Gene Ontology annotation, biological process: cell surface receptor protein tyrosine kinase signaling pathway; positive regulation of kinase activity; multicellular organism development. Lineage: Eukaryota; Metazoa; Mollusca; Bivalvia; Pectinida; Pectinidae. Bases 1 to 2592 code for a protein of 863 amino acids. The record is from RefSeq and is a predicted model, not a curated record. The transcript is spliced from 9 exons. Gene Ontology annotation, molecular function: protein binding; ATP binding; transmembrane receptor protein tyrosine kinase activity. Gene Ontology annotation, cellular component: signaling receptor complex.
AUGGGCAAGUCCCUUAAAUGGAGAGAAGACCAGCCCCCUGCAUUCCUUACCAGGUCUGCAGCAUUGGAAAUCACGCGUCAUCCCAUCAACAUCACAGUAGAGGAGCGCCAUCGUGCAACGCUGCACUGUGAUGCACGUGGUGUAGGGGAUAUCAAGACAGUAUGGUAUCACAACGGCAAGCGCAUGCGUCCUCACCCGAAAAACAACAGCAACCACAUCAACAUCAACUACAAGAUAAAGAAAAAUGGGCGUCUAAUUUAUAUUGAUACCCACGUAGAGGACAGCGGUUCUUACUACUGCAAUGUUAGCGAUGUAACUGGGCAGUACAAGAUAUCUGGAAAGGCAUUCCUCCAGGUGGAUGUACCUGCUCGGUUCAUAGAAAAAGGACCACAUGACCGCCAUGUCAAAUUUGGAGUAGCUGUGGAGUUGACAUGCAUUGUGACUGGUGUACCGAAACCAACCAUUAAAUGGUUCAAAAAUGGAAUCUGGUUACAUAAGCCGUACCCAAGGGGGAUGGAAAUCACUUACAAAGCAACAGCCUCAGUAGAGUUUUCUGGCACUGAAACAGAACUGUCUCGACUCUGGAUAGGAAAUGUCACAGAGGAGGCCAUAUAUAACUGUACAGCAGUUAACACACCAAAGGGCCGUCCAUUUCCAAUUCACAGAGAAGCUAGGGUUGUUCCUAUCCCUGUGAAUAAUGGAGAAGGCAAUGCUGGAACGGCCAAGCCACCGGAAGGUCAAACUCCACAAUGUCUACCCUACAAUGGCAGUGCCUGUGCUGCUGUCCUGGGAUCGCGACAUGUCUAUAUCAAGCAAUCUAUCCAUGAUCUGGAGGAUCGGGUACACACACUUCUCCAUGAUCUGACCACAUCACAUGCCCCGUCCACAGAGAAUCGCUGUCAUGAGGCAGCACAGAAAAUGUUAUGUCAGUACCAUUUCCCAGAGUGCAUUGAAGCAGAGGAACCAGGACAAGUGCCAACACCUAAAAAAGUUUGCAGGGAGAGCUGUUUGGGAGUAAAAGAAUUGCUGUGUUUUGACCAGUGGCUGCUGGUAAUGAACAAAGAAAAUCUGCGAUACUCUUUACCGGAAUGUGAGGAACUGCCUACUAAGAUUGGUGUGAAUGCAUCCUGUGUCGACUCUCAACUUUUUGUGAGGAAAGAUGAGGAUGUGACAAGUACAUGCUACAAAGGUCGAGGACAGUGGUAUAAUGGCACACUCAAUGUGACUAGGUCCGGCAAGGCGUGUCAGGCGUGGGCAUCCAACUUUCCUCACACUCACCAACGACCACCCUCGGUCUUUCCCACCCUUCAGAAUUCUGAAAACUAUUGUCGAAACCCUGGGGCAGAGGAAAACUCCCCCUGGUGUUACACGAUGGAGAAACAUUCACGCUGGGAAUCAUGUGAUAUCCCAAAGUGUGCUGACCCUGCACCUCAGGAUGACAGGGAAACAGAGGAACAGCCUCGCUUUACUUUGGUGGCCAUAUUGAUAGUUACCAUAGUAACAUCAGUAGGUGUGUUUGUGAUUGGUCUAAUCAUUGUGCUGUGUUACCAAAUUGUUAGUCAGCGUAAGCAGCAGGUCAGAUAUAACAGCACUCCUACUGAUGACCUUGACAUUGACAUUGACAAACUGACACCCAAUAUCUCGUACCAUAAGGUGUCGGAAACACUCAAACUUAGCCCGAAGCUGGAGGGUCUGGAAUAUCCCAGGAACGAUAUUGUAUACAUCAAAGAUAUUGGACAGGGAGCUUUUGGGCGUGUUUUCAAAGCAAAAGCACCGAAUCUGUCAAAAGAUGGUGAGGAGACAAUCAUCGCAGUAAAGAUGCUGAAGGAUGAUGCUUCAGACGAUCUGUUGCAAGACUUUAGUCGCGAGGCUUCCUUAAUGGCGGAGUUUAAGCAUCCAAACAUCGUCAAAUUGUUGGGAGUAUGUGCAAUCGGAAAACCCAUGUGUUUGUUGUUUGAGUACAUGACAAAAUGGGAUUUGAAUGAGUAUUUAAGACGUUCCAGUCCGGAGCACUAUAUUGUGAUGCGUCCUGCUGUGAAUGUGUAUGAGGAGUUACCACUGCUAGACAAUGUUGACCAGCUGUACAUUUCAAUGCAGAUAGCUGCAGGUAUGGUUUACCUCUCUGAGAGAGGAUAUGUCCAUCGUGACUUAGCAACAAGGAAUUGUCUUGUUGGAGAAAAUCUGACCGUAAAAAUCGCUGAUUUUGGUUUGGCACGCAGUGUGCACACAAUUGACUAUUAUAAAGGUAGUGAACACGAUGCAAUCCCAAUUCGUUGGAUGCCACUUGAGUCGAUUCUCUACAACAAAUUUACAGCGGAGUCUGAUGUCUGGUCAUUUGGUGUUCUCAUUUGGGAGAUAUUCUCCUUUGCCCUGCAGCCAUACUAUGGCAUGACACACGAAGAAGUCAUCAAGUUUAUAAAGGAUGGUAAGAUGUUAGCGUGUCCUGAGAACACGCCAAAGCAGGUGUAUGACUUGAUGCGGCUCUGCUGGAGUCGCAAACCAAUGCAUCGGCCGCCAUUCCCAACCUUGUACAGCUCAAUCAAGGUCAUGCAUGACGAAUUACAAAAGAAAAAAAUUCGCGAAAAAGUGUGACCGUUUCGUCAAACUGAAUUCGGUGGAGAAAAAACAACUUUGUGAUUUAUUUGAAAUAUACAAAUUUGCAAAGAUGGAGACUAUGAGAGAAUAUGUGAUUUAAGUAUGAUCUGUAAACUAUGAACAAAAACUGGAAGAAAGUGUGAUAUACUUUUCUGAGGAAAUCAGUAGACUGAUGUUCACACAGUUAAAGACUUCCAUUGGUAUAGCUCAGGUUUUACUAACUGAAAAGGACUGCCAGUACAUUCUUAAUUUAACAAUCAUGCUGAUCAUUACCAUGUGUAGGAUUAUAGCUCUGAUAUUAUUAUGUGAUACAUUAACAAACAAAAAGGCCACUAUGUCCGAAAUGUGUAUUUUUAGUGUCUUUGUAGUGGAAAAAAAAACUUUGAUCGGGAAUCUUUUGUUAAAACAUUUGACAUGGAAAAUUUUGAUGUCAUUUAAGGGACC